CAGGGGUCACGGACACCAUUUUCAUGUUCAGUGUGUCUUAACCACUUGUAAUUCAAUGUUUGGGAGUGUUUAUAAUGUCUUUCGUCCAAAAGAGGCGCAUUUCAAUUUUCUCCCAUUGACUUAUAAUGGGGAGGUCGCAAAAUUGACCUGACCUUAGGUCAUCGAUAUCAAAAUUCUGAGAUAAACAUUUUGUACAUGCUAUUGCUCUUAGCAAUCGCUGAAGGUUUCAAAGCGAUCGGUAACUCGGUGUAGCUAUGACAGACAUUGAAACUUUUUUAUGAGGUGAGGUCACUUCAAGUGACCUGGUGACCUGACCUUAAAUGACCUUGGUCUGAAAUUUUCACAACAUGUGUAGAAUUGAUGUAUGAUAAGGUGUACCAAAAACGGCGGCGCUCCGCGUCGUCGUUUUUGAGAUAUUCGCGAAAAACCACAAGGGGGUGUUCGAACACCCCCCAGCAGGGCGCGGGUUAACGUUAAACUAUUACCUUAAGUUUGGCAAAUAUGGUAGCUGUGUUCAGUACAGUGACCGCGGCACGGGGAGAGGGCUGAGGUAACGGGGGUGUCUUGCAGAGUGGAGGAGUUGAGGUGUAGACCGGCCAACUGGGAUCGGCAGGGUGUGACUGACGGCGAGCCACCCGACUCCUGAGAAACUUGGUCAGCUCAACCCACCAACACCCAUUCGUAGUGCAAUGACGACAUUGCACGUGGAGACGUGCUAGUCGCAAGAGCUCAACCCACCAACGCCUUAAAUGUAACUGUUUUAAUAGUUUGAUUCGUGGAGCCUGGAGGUUCAUGUACUCUCGAUACAAUACCGGUACUCUAAAUAUAAUACGAUACAAUACUUGUCCAUUUAUAACUACAAUAGUCGCAAGAGACUUGCACAACAUGCGUUCUUAUUUCUUGGGAUGGUUUUAAUGUCAUCCCAUUGUUUUAUUUAUUGUUGUUUAGUUUUAGCGCAUGAUUUUGAAAAAUGACUGUCUUGAAACUCAGUGACAGAAAAACCACAAUGAUUUCAAUGUUAAUGAGGAACUAGGUCUGCACAUAUAACUAUAAGCCAGCAUGAAUUUGUUGGUCAAUCAAUACAGUUACGGUCGUCACUAUAACCUAUACCUAUAACUCAAUCGAAGUAUUUACUGAUGUAGUGAGAAAGUACAACAAGUCACUUUGUUUAUACAUGAUGAUAAGUACCAAAUAUCCUCACACAGCGUUAGCUGAGCAACGCUGACUCAGCAAAAGUGCAACAAGGAUUUUUAGGUCUGUUGCAGAAGGCGAGACACAAACGACAGAAAAAUGCGCAGCAUUUCCGACAAUACUCAACGGAACGUGAAACGGAAAAGGGCGUCCAAGGGUGCGAACUGGCAGUGUAUAAAGACCAUGCUACCCAAUCAUUCUUAUUAUCAAUUGACAUAUUGAACCGUAUAUGUGUGCUGCAUUGGUCACUACAUGCACUGCACAAUGCACGCGUAUUUGAAUACAGUAGGCAGCCGUUCAUUUUAUACAGUGGUUGUUGCUUGCAACUUAUGUUCAUACAACAUUAUAUGCAUGUUUAGAAAAAGUUAACCUACUUUACGAGCAAGCGGAGCAGCGCUUAUGUGUUAUUACCAGCGCUAUUUCACAUUUUAUCUGGCUUGUGGGCAUUACACAAAAUAGAAGCAGGAGGACUCGCGAAAUUCGAUAUCAAAUUAACUGCGAGUGAACUGACAGCCACCCCUGCCACUCGAGUUCAGAUGAGUUCAUCGGAUGGGUAAGCUGAUUCAUGCCGCUCGCGAUUGGUAUGUAUGGCAUGGAAUGACGUACUCGCCAUCACCGCGAACUUUUGCCGGGUUCCGAUCGAAUGCUCUAUGAUAAGAACAACGAGUGAUGGAACCGGUCUCUCGUCAUUAGCUCAUCCGAGGAAUUUUGUGGCCAAAUUAAGCAAUAGAAACAUGUAAUUUGCAAUGAAUGUUGACGGCCAUAAAGCCUCUCUAUGAGUAUGCUUGUCUAAGUGCCUGCUACAUCGUGUGCAAACAGGAUAAAAUCGCUUUGUUGCCUACCAUUACAACAAACCACUUCCACAACUAUACAGUAUGCAGUGAUUUGUUCAGUGAUUUUUAUAUUGCAUGUAUAUAGUCAUCAUGUCCUUAGAUAGGGCAACAUGCAAAUGUCUCUUUCACGGGCCAACCAGACCGGCCCUAUCGAAUAAGUAAAUUGUCUAAUCCCUACAUAUUUUUUAGUUAUAGGCAUGGCCAAUAGAUGGCACUUGAAACCAGCGCCUGAAUGUAUACUGUUCCGCAUGACUUGCUGCGAAGGACUGUCUCUCCAAACACGGGAAACAAACGGUUAGCGACGCCAAUUCGCUAUUUUUUUAAAUGGAAAGGUGUUACUCAAGCUGUGAAAUUCGGUGACUGUAAAUCAGCGCCGGAACUGGAGUUACGUGCUUUUGCGCGUUUUUCUUUUCUAGGUAGGCAUCGAUGCAAUAUGACAAUGCAGUCCGCUGCACUUGUUUUCCCGUACUCUUAUAUUGCGUGGAACUGGGAAAAAGCAAUAGGAAAGUCAUUGAUGUUCAUAUACAUGAUAGGGAAAGGUGACAAAAGGCAUGGGAAACGCGGGAGUGAACGAUUAAGCGGAUUAUAUUUGAACUGAUCAUCUAUGUUUAGUUAAAUAUGUAAUGUGCUUUUUCAGCUCACAUUAGUUAAGAGCUCAAACGGUUGAGCUUUAGGAGACUUGUGGUACAGGACAAUUUGCAUAUCAUGAUAAUUACCUCAGCUGCAAAUGGCGACAGUGCCGUCCGGCUAGCUUCAUAGUAGCGUAGUAGAGAACAGAGCGUGAUUUUAGGCGGUAGAAAACCAUCUAUGCACUAGCAUAGAGCACAAAUCAUGUUCCCGGGUGAUACACUAAUUGCUGUGACUAUACCACACUAUCAUAGCAUGUAUGUAAUCGUCUUCUGACUCUAUCACUAAACUUCGUGCUAAUCAUCUCCGGGGCCCAGUAUGUCCCAUGUGUGUGAUGGCAGUGUUAUUGCCCAUGAUGAGUUAAAGUCUCCUUAGUCUUGCUGGGUGCCUGCUCUCUGCCGUCCGCUCGAUCUCCGCUGCUGUUCCUUCCGUACGUUGGCGCGCCGAAGUUACCAGCCGCCGGUAAUUACCAGCGGUGACAGCUCGGCUCGGAGCCGUACCCCUGAUGACGUCACGGUCACGGUCGGGGGGCCCGCCCAGCCCGCCUGGCCGUCCGGACGGGAGCGCUGCUGGCGGGCCGGUCUCCCCCGGCGGUCAGUCGAGCCCCAGCGUCUGCCUCGAACGGGUGGAAUCGGAGAGAGCUCUGCGCAGUCAGUCGGAGCCGGACCGCAGCAGGAGCGACCUCGGAGCAUCCCGAUAGGUGAACGGACGGAACGACCCGAGCGCAGGAUCCGACAGAAUGAUCAAGGUUGUGCUGAUAGCUCUGGUGGCGGCGGCCGCGGACGCGCUGCCGUUCGGGUUCACAGAGGGAGUGGCUCAGUUCAGGGCCCACCCUGGCUCAGUCCGCUCUGGUUACGGUCCUCCCAGUGCGCCGUCUGGCCCCCACGGCGGUAACAGUGCAGAGGUGGAGCGCUGGCUGCGGCUGCUCGGCCCCCUCAGCACGGCGCCCUCCAACUACGUCCAGGACCGCGAGGGACCCUCCAUCUACGACGACUUCUACCCCAGCGUCAGCCCGCAGGCGGCCGCCUCGUCUCGCACCCUGUGGUUCGAGGAGUUCCCGCACCGGCGGGCGGUUCUCAACUGGCAGGAGAAGCGCAUCCAGCAGGGCCUGCCCGUCUACAAACUGCUCUCGCAGCGGCCCGGCUUCCCGUUCUAUCAGGGCAACUGAGCGAGCUAGCGACCCAACGGCGACACACAGUGACCUAAGUGCUGUGAGAGCCUGACGGCCGGCGCAGAACUGAGGAAAAGUGAAAAUCGCGAUCUCCCAACUGCGAGAACGGCACCCAUUACGAACAUUCACGUCUUCCAGGGACGCAAGGUGUUUUUAUGGGCGGGCUUCGUGUCGCUCAGUCUUCCCUGCAGGAUUUCAGAGAGGAGGGCUAAAACGGAAGCAGCGGGUGCCAUACGUUCGCAGAAGGGAGUGAUGGGCGCGUCGGAAAUUCGUUGGUGCGCGUCAGAGGGCGAUCGAAGUUGGUCGAGGAGUCGCGUAGUGUGUUUGUGAAGGGAUAAGGCGCCGGCGUCCCGGUGUGAGCUUUAAGUCGGAUGAAUGUAGAGCGAGCCGGUGACGACGAAUGACGAUGUUGAUGUUGAAGGUUGCGCCGGAGUCGACUGGCGUAGAGCCAGGCUCGUUGACAAUACAGUGGUGAAUUUUGUA
Molecule: messenger RNA, 4305 nt
Organism: Amphibalanus amphitrite
Lineage: Eukaryota; Metazoa; Arthropoda; Thecostraca; Balanomorpha; Balanidae
Exons: 4
Coding region: 3391-3819 (142 amino acids)
Source: RefSeq, a predicted model, not a curated record